UUGGUACUAGGCAAGCGAAGCUCGAUCGAAGAAAAGCUAACAAGCUCGAUAUUGCUCGACUCUGUGAAGAGAUCCUAAAUCCUCCGGUUCCGAUGGCUCUUCGACUCUCUAGCAUUCUCAUGGGUGGUGUUGUGAUUCUUUAUGAGAAAAAAGUGAUGUUCCUUCAUGAUGAUGCUAAUCGGUUUCUGGUUGAAAUAAGGAACGCAUGGAAGGUAAUGGAAGAGCGAACAUUACUCCCGAAAGGAAAAUCAAAAGCCAAGAGAAAAUCCAUUACGCUACCUGAAAAUGAAGAAACCUCCAUGGGGUUCACUAAUGCUGGAGAACCUGAAGAAGAAACCUCUAUGGGGUUUAAGCAAAAUAAUCUUAAUAUGCAACUUGACCAAGUCGAUGAAUACUACAUUACCAGCAAUCCCAUGGAGGAUAAUAUUGCCAAUGACCACCAUCAAGUUGAUGACAAUGACAUCACCUUACCUGAUUUAUUUCAGCCUAAUACCAAUAGUCAUGGUCGUUUUGAAAGAUUUGAAGUUGAUGAGGGAACACAAGUAAACUUCUCUUUGGAUGAGCAUAUUGAGAUGCACCCUACUCCUAUUCCUUCCUCAGCUCGGCAAGUUGAGCCUCAAAGAGCUGGAGGAAGCCAAGAGCAGUAUCGAGAGAACGAGUUAGGUCAACAAUUUAAAAGAAACAAAGAAGCCAGAAGGCAGGUGCGAGGAAAACAAAAAACAAGAAAGCCCAAAGGAAUUAUUACGGAUGAGGAGCAAACUGUUAUUUCUAAUCAUGUUUACCACUCCUGGCUUCAUGAAACUUCAGAUAUUGUAUCAAGAACUCGAAGGAAGAAAAGGGGGCCCGCAAGCGUUCUGUCUUCUUUGAAGAUAGCAAAGCUCAUGGAUCUCCCAUCUAUUGUGCUAAUGGAUGAUAUGUUUGUGAAAGGAAACCAAGAAAUCCCUUACCCAGAACCACUUUUGGACCUGUGGAAGAAAAGCAAUCAACCUCACCAUGACUCACCUUCUGUGAGAACCUUACCUCGUAAACCAAAACCUCAUGAACCUUCUUCUACAGAGAGAUUACAUUCUGAUUAUCAAAUGGAUUAUCCUUUCGAAGAUCUUCACAGUGGAAUUGGUUCCCCAUCUCAUGUUGCUGCAGUAGAGUUACCGCGAAGUAAGGAAACUAAAGGGACACCAGUGGAAAUUAAUCACUUUGUCUCGUCAGGAAACUCUGGAGAUGCAGUAAGAUCCAAUGGUAGCUCAGUAUCCGGAGAUGGAAUCCCCUUGGGUAACUUAGAAGUAAAUAAAGAAAGGGUUGGGUCAAAGAAGAAGAAUGUGCGAUCAACAUCGAGAAACAAUAGUGGUCUUGACACAGUGCAUGAAGCGUUUUGUGAAGCGGAUACUGAUUACAAGUUAACAAGGCCAGGAAGGAAAAACUUGGCAGCUGAUCCAGAUUUCAUGGUGGUAACUCAACUUACAAGGGAAACUCCCGUGGAUGAUCCUCCUUCGGACAUAAUGACCGAGAACAUCAAGACGCAUAUGAAAAUACAUUUUGAAACGCCAGGAGCUCCUAAAGUAGAAUCCCUAGAGAACUUGGCAGCGGGGUUGAGCAGAAAAGGAGCAGCUCAGCUCUUCUAUCAGACAUGUGUUCUUGCUUCUCAAGGUUUCUUGAAAGUGAAACAGCAUGUUCCUUUUGGAGACAUUUCCAUCUCUAAAGGAGCAAAGAUGUGAGGCCAG
Hibiscus syriacus is the source of this 1718-nucleotide messenger RNA. RefSeq names its product sister chromatid cohesion 1 protein 1. Gene Ontology annotation, molecular function: protein binding; chromatin binding. Gene Ontology annotation, biological process: mitotic sister chromatid cohesion; replication-born double-strand break repair via sister chromatid exchange; synaptonemal complex assembly. Lineage: Eukaryota; Viridiplantae; Streptophyta; Magnoliopsida; Malvales; Malvaceae. The record is from RefSeq and is a predicted model, not a curated record. Bases 93 to 1712 code for a protein of 539 amino acids. Gene Ontology annotation, cellular component: synaptonemal complex; cohesin complex. The transcript has 19 exons.